This is a messenger RNA of Camarhynchus parvulus, 4804 nucleotides long. Its product is annotated as small integral membrane protein 10-like protein 2A. The transcript has 2 exons. The record is from RefSeq and is a predicted model, not a curated record. Bases 51 to 257 code for a protein of 68 amino acids. Lineage: Eukaryota; Metazoa; Chordata; Aves; Passeriformes; Thraupidae.
GCGGCGGCGGCGCCCGGGCGCGGCGCGGCCGCGGGAGCGGGGGCGGGUUUAUGGCGGCGGCUCUGUCCGCACUCGCUGCCAGGCUCUCCCAGUCGGCCGCGGCCAGAUCCUACGGCGUGUUCUGCAAGGGGCUCACCAGGACCCUCCUCAUCUUCUUCGACCUGGCCUGGAAGCUCCGCAUUAACUUCCCCUACCUCUACAUCGUCGCCUCCAUGAUGCUCAACGUGCGGCUGCAGGUCCAUAUUGAGAUCCAUUGACUUGUGACUUGGUGUGCUGCUUCUGCUGUAUGCUGCAACUAGAGUCAGUCACUCUUCAUCAAAUCCAGCCUGUUGUGAAGCAUCAAAGCUGUGCUCGUGUGCUCUAGGACUAUGAAGAAAGAAGAUUUUACCCAGAAACGAGUAUGUGACAAUGGCCCAGAUCAUCACAAGCCAGCAGCUCAUCUGACACACGUGCAUUCCAUGUUGGACAGUUCUCAAAAUCAUAGUAGCAGUUUACAAGAAUUACAUAACACCAGGAAUUUUUCUCUCUUUAAUACUAUACCUCUAUCUUCUGUUGGCAAGGAAAUGCCUCUGAGCUUCAGUGAAUCAGCAGGGACGAACUCAAGUGCAGCUGCUCCUUGGAAGGAUUCAUUUCAUCUGCAUUUUUCUUCUGGGAAAGACAAUCUCGAUAGGGUUUCUCACUGCAUUGGUGGCAUUUCAGUAACAGGCUGGCUGGAAGAAGCUUGUAGCAUCUCUGGAGACUUCAGCUCAGGCUGCCCAGGAGACAACUUUGUAUGUUUUGCACAAUUCUGGCUGGGAAAUUCGCAGUAUAAUAAAAACCUGUGGUUUCUGGAAUUAGAAAUGAGCAGUAGCAAAGAGAAUGAAUUGCAGUUUGUGUUUUUUAAAGCACUGGAGCUUGGUGCACUUCCUGAUUCCUGUUCUAAUCCAGUUGCCUCUCUGAACAACUCUGCUAUGGGACUCUCAAACAACCAGAAACCAUGUUUUUUCCUUUGUUGCUUAAACCUUGUAUCUUCAGAGCAAACACUUGGAUAUGAGCAAAUGCUUAUGAAUAUAGACUAUGUGACUAAUAAUUUUCACAUCAUACAGCUAGUAACCUCUGUGCUAGCUUUUGCACUAGCAGGUCUCUGGUAUGCAGUAGGGAAGGUGAAAAAGUACUGAGAUUUUAAUAAAGACUAUUUUUAAUAUUAGCAGAAAAUAAGAGAGACAAGGUUACAGUUCAGGUUUUAGUGAGAAUUAGCUGAAGUAAAAACUAUAGUUGUAUAAUUGCUAGUUAAAGUGGCUGAUGGAAGAUAAUUUUUGUAAGGAAUAGCUGCAUCUGAGUGUAAAGAACAUCAUCUUCAGACUCUGGGACUUCUGCAGGUCUGCUGUUAACACUAAACUAGAACCCAAUUUGAUUAGCACAGAUCCUUUGUUUUCUAUAGAGUUUGUAUUAGUGGAGUGUUCUGGCUACUACUAUUUAUACCCAUUUCCAAUGAAAUUUGUUUCUUGUAGAAUUCAAUUCCUGCUCUGAACCAACAGCAGCUGAUGUAUCAGUCCUUAAAACACUUUGAACUGGAAAGCUGUUGGGAGGGUGGUCUUCAAUACAGCAUAAUUGUCAGCAAUGUUCUUUCCAAGGAUGGUACUGCUCUAAUUUAACAAUACCUUGUGAGCUUUAUUGUGCUACAAUAGACACUGUAAACAACUUUCAAAACAAUUCUUUUUCCUUGAAAGAAUGAUUGUUAUUGCUGAGGUACAGUAACAGCUUCUGGACCUGUUGACUCUGGCUUUGGGACAGGUUUGCCAAAGAACAGGGCAAUAAUGCUGGAAUCUAUAGAGCUGCUGGUGAAUAGAAUUUUGAGGAAUAGGCUCCUGGUGGCACUUCGGUGGAGAAACUCAUCCUGCAGGUCAAACUUUGAACUUGAUGUCCAAAAUCCUCAGCCAGGGGUGUUGCUGUUGAUCGGCUUAAUGUGCUCUAAAGGCUCACAUAAAGAGGGAGGUAUUGGUGUGUGGGGUAGGAUGCAUUUUCAGCUUUCCCUUGACUCUGACUUAAAAGUGAGGACUUAAUGUGGAGUAAAGUGGUUCACACACUAGGUAUCCCUGCCAGUGGUUCACACACUAGGUAUCCUUUUGCCAGCUGGUCUUGCUUCAUCUUGGAAAGAGAGGAAGUGAUGUUGUACUUAGUUUGAACUGAGCUGAGCUGGAAAGCCAGUAGUUUCCAGUGUGGUGGUUGUUGAACUGUUAGCACCACAUGUAUAGAGAAAUCCUUGAUUAUGAAGAUAAGAUGCUGAUUAUCAGUCUUAGGGAGAGAAGUGUUUAAAUUUUUAAAUCUUAUUUGAGUGCUGAAAAUGAGAUAUGUUACUUUUUGUGUUAAGUGAUACAUUGUGUUUUCAUUAUCCCCAUUGGCUGAUUGUUUCUUUUGGAUACUAAAGAGAUGAAAAGCCCCUUACUUUCAUUUAGAAAAUAACUUUUUCCUGGUGUGCAUUUAAAUGAUUGCUUAACUUGUAGACUUUUGACCAUGCAAUCACCUGUCACAAAGUGACUGAAAGUCCCAAAAUAGUACUGGAUUAUGUAUCAUAAGUAAUUACUCUGACAGCAGCAGUUCCCUCUCAGUCAAGCCAUCCACUCUCAUCUCCACUGCUGUAAUUUAUCAGCCUUGCAGUGAGUGGUAUUAACACAGGUUAACACGUGGUGUUGCAGAGGUUCAAGAUUCCUGAAGUGAUGUGGAUCUGACAUCCCAGAACACCAGAAACAAACAUUCCUCCAAAUGUCUGUGGCUUGGAGUCACGGUGUUAAGCUGCUGUCUGCCUGUAUCUUGACCCAAAAAGCACUUGGCAGAGUUGAGGGUAGAGGAAUGAAGGCUGGGAGGGGUUGGAGCCUGUUUAAGGCAGCUUGAUUCCUAAAGACAACGUUGUGCAACUCCAUAUUAAUCUCUAUGCAGCUGCACAGGUACAGCCAUACCCUCCCUGUAUGGUGAGCCUUACCUUCAGAUGUGCACACAGUCCUGCACCCAAAACUUGAGUGCUUGGACUUCCUGUACAAAGGAUCCAUUGGCACAGCUGUACCUGCAGUUGUUACUUGAGACCUUGUUUGUACAGCUGACUGCUUUGCUCUGGAACAUUCUCUGCUGUGUGUCAUUUGGGAACUACGUGUUUUGGGAACCGCAGUUCUGUACAAGAACUUGUAGGUGAGAUUGUCAGGUUAAUAGGCAAGAGGAGUAGCUAAAGGCAUAAAACCACAGUUUUUAAUGCACCUUUUUCUCAUGGUGAUUUCAAAGGGGAGGAAAUGAAACAUGAGAGACACUACCAAUAAACUAGAAUUGAAAUGUGUGUACAGCAGAGUGCCAAGGGUUUUCUCCUUAUGAAUGAUGAGCCUAUGGAGGAGGAGAUCUUGGAAUAUUGAAUUGUGUUACAUAUCACAGUCUAGCUAAUACAGUCCUGUUUUAAGCAAAGACUUGUCUGAAUGUGUGGCCUUUCAUUACUUACUACAGGAUCACUUUAAAUACAGCUAAGUGAAAUGAUGGAUGUUUGUUGUGUAUUAUAUGUAUAUUGACCAUAAGAUACAAAGAAUACUUAAAUAAGUGGAUUUAAUCCAUUUUAAGAUAGAUUAUGUACCUUGCCUUGAAUUUUAUUGCUUAAAACCUAAAAGGUAAUUUUAACUUGAACAUUCCUUCUGAAAUUCAAAUAAAGCAUAGUUUGGUAUGUUAAAAUCUCAUGUAAUAGUCUGCACUUUAAGCCUGGGGAGGCCAUGGAUUGAAAGCGCUGUUCUUGCACUAACAGAACUGCCUGCCCUGACUGAGGCAAUGUUUCAAUGGCUUUUCCUGUCUGGAGGGAGAAUAAGGAACCUGAAGGAUGGCAUCCAUCCUUUGAAACUAUAGAUAAAUCUAACACUAUGUGGUUUAGGCCACUGUUCUCUUCCUACAGAUGUUCUGAUAUUAACUCAUCUCAAAAGAUGGAAGGUGUCUUGGCCAAGAACCAGUUUGUGUGGAGUUUCAUGGCUUCACUAUGUCCAAUGUGGAAAACUUUCCUGAGUUUAUGUGCUGUUAGGACUGUCCCAGAUGAUUAUUACAGUACAGAAAAAUAAUAUUCUUAGUAGGGGUAAGGGACCUUUAUACUCAACCAAGAGUUGCCUUCAUAUUUCUGUAUUUUUGUCUCUCAUCCUUCUCUAGGAAGAGAUUAUUUCUAAGCAAAAUGUCAGGGUUCUACUAAACAACUUGUGCUAUCUGAAAUGUCAUUGAUUAGUGUCCAGAUCCUUCCUGCACUACAUAGCAAAGUUUUAUUUCUGCCAUUAGAAAAGAAAUAAGAAAAUACUCAAUAUUAAGAGAAUUUCCUACUAGUUACGCGUGAGUGAAAAUUUACUAUGUGGUGUACUGCUAUGAAAAGAAAAUAUACUUUUAAAUGUAUGCGCAGAGCUCUGCAUGUAGAUAAAAAGUGUUUUACCACAGUAUGAUGUUGGGAUGCUUAUGCAAAUGCUUAUUUACUUUCUGACAUUGCAGUGCAAAAUGCAGUAGAGAUGGUGGUGUUACUUCUCCAUGUGGUUUUUAGCCAGUGCAAUCUCAGCUAUCGUGUCUGCAUCAUCCUGCACAGGGGACAGUUCCAGCUGUAGACAUUUUUUAGCCUUUUGCUUUUUCAGUGUUUGGUUUGGUUUUGCUGUUGUUUGAGGUUUGGUGGUUUGUUGUUUGUUUGUGGUUUAUUUCUCUUUUUUUUUUUUUUAAGUUAUCAUUAGGACUGUAAUGACAGCACUUUCUUGAACUUCGCCAAAGUUUUCUUCCUUUCUCCUUCUCUCCACCUUUGCCCCUUAUAGGUAUACACAUUUCAAUUUUGGAAGAA